Molecule: messenger RNA, 2112 nt
Organism: Diachasma alloeum
Lineage: Eukaryota; Metazoa; Arthropoda; Insecta; Hymenoptera; Braconidae
Gene: RhoGAP102A
Biological process (GO): signal transduction
Source: RefSeq, a predicted model, not a curated record
GGUGGCUCUUGUGAAUCUCUGUCAUUGAAGGACAGUGCGUUAACCGGUAGUGAUUCAUGUGUCCUCGAGUUGAGCGACAGUGGAGGAAGCGGUCCUCCAGGUGAAUGGGACGCUGUGCCUAGUAUUGUUCGCCAAUGUAUUAAACACCUGAAAGCCACAGGACUGAGAACUUUGGGUAUUUUUCGGGUGUCGCCGUCGAAAAAGAGGGUUAGACAGUUGAGGGAAGUUUUCGAUUGUGGAAGAGAAAUGAAGAUUAGCGUUGAUCAAUGUCCCCACGAUGUAGCUACACUGUUGAAAGAGUAUUUCCGAGAUCUACCAGAUCCUUUGCUCUGCAGAGACCUAUAUCAGGCCUUUGUUCACACGCAGAAAAUUCGAAAUAGACGUCUGCAGCAGGAAGCUCUGCAACAUCUGAUUCAACUUCUUCCAAUCGCCAACCGCGAGACACUCUUUGCCCUGCUGAAUUUUUUAACGGAAGUUGCUGCAAAUUGUGAAGAUAACAAAACGGAGACUGGCGAUUGGGUGUCUGGAAAUAAAAUGGAUAUAACGAAUCUUGCUACGGUUUUUGCCCCAAAUAUACUCCACUGUAUUAAACCCGGCCACGCUCGAUCUGAAGUAUCAGCAGAGAGAGCAGAAGAGAGGACAGACGUGAUAAAUGUGAUGCGUGCCUUAUUGGAAAACUCCUCGUGCCUCUUCACUGUUCCAGCUGCACUUCUCGAUGAGCUAUACUUGCAUAUGAUGGACACUAACCCAGCAGACCUCGACAUUGCGCUGUCUCGCCGUGCUGAAGAACAAUGUUCGGAGGAAGUUGAUCCUUGCAGUGAGGCCGAAACAUUCUUCGUAGAAGAAACAAUAAUGCCUCCAGUGCAAACAGCAAAGAAAAUUUGGUCGAGAGAGCAAUGCCUACACCAGAUGGCAGGGGUAGGUGGUGCGAUUGGGCCGAAGCCGAGACGCCCGAAGAAACCAGGAACAAGACGAAAGGAAGAAGGAAGGAGCAGCAGCAUAGACAGUGGCUCGAGUGAAGAUCCUCUAUACCCAAGAAGAAGAUCCUCCCCUAUGGUCAUAACUGCUUCCCUCACAAUACCAAUGUCCGGUGCUUUCACUCUGAACUUAGAUGAUCCUGACAUCCCCUAUAUUGAGGAGCAACCAAAACAGCUAUCAGCACCCCCACGAAGACAGAGACAGCAUUCCAUAUCUGGAUGCAGUGAAGGGGGCCGACAUGGAAGUGACAGUGCGGUGGGGUCCUCAGUAACACUGUCAGGCGAUCAACCACAAAGUUCACCACCCUCCUGGGCAUCGUCUCCCCCAGCGAGUCCCGAUAGUGCUGUUACUGCGGUCUCUUACAUACCAGAUCAACAGGCGGUUCUCCAGAAGGUAUCAUUUACGACGUCCAGUGAAGCUCGUCAGAUCACCAGGUCGAUGAGUCAAGAAACUUCAAAAGCAUCAGCUACAUCUUUUCAUACACCUAGCAUUACGAGCAUUGGUGGAGCUGUUUUGAGGUCAAAAACCGCUGACAUUGAGAGGAUGCUGCACAAUGCGAGACCCGAGAGUGCAGUUUCGAUCCAGUCAAAAGGCAUAAGUUCCAUCUCAACAUCAAAUGACAAUAAAAAGUACACAAAGCGAAGAUACACAGACUCGAGGCAUCAGACACGACAUAUCCCCGACGUUGAGAGCCUCGCCGGGAGGCCCUCAUCGACAAUCACAAAUCCUCAGAGCUCUACUACAAAUACUAAGGAACCUCAACGCGCAAGCAGUGGUGGAACUACGGCUCCUGUAUGGAAACGUCGAGAAUUGAUCUCUUCGGCACCCAAAGAACGACAAUUCUUCUCAUGAUAUUUUCAUCCGGAGUCAUGCACAAACUUUAUUCAUAUGAUCUCGUCGUCGUGAUCGACGUACUCUGCCAUAUUUUGUUCAAGUUUGAUGAGGAAGCAGAAUGUUUAAUGAGGAAUUAUUUCUAUGAUUUUCCCGAUUUCCUCGGUUUUUUUACUAUUCGACGUCCCUAUCUCCUCCAGGCGAGGAGACUCGAGUGAUCGUCAUGUCACAGAGGUACAUUAUCAAUUUGUAAAGUUUUUAACGUGUAAAUUCAAAUGAAUAAAUGAUCAAUUUUUCUACAAA